AUAGCAGAGCGGCUCUCUGAAAAAGACUCGUUUUUCAUUUCGAUCGAAGAUCGAUUCUCGCAGAUUCAUCUGAGAAUAGUGAAAGAGAUAUAGAUCGGCAUCGCAUUUUGAUUCCGAACAAAGAUGGAGUGUGUAUUUGGACUUGUCGGUAAGGGUUUCGCUCUUGUAAUCUCCGAUACAUCGGCCGUUAGUAGUAUUCUCGUUCAUAAGUCUAACGAGGACAAGAUCAUGGUCCUCGAUUCUCACAAACUCAUGGGAGCCAGCGGUGAAGCCGGCGACAGAGUCCAGUUUACUGAGUACAUACAAAAGAAUGUGUCUUUGUAUCAAUUCCGUAACGGAAUUCCAUUGACGACUGCAGCUACUGCUAAUCUUACCCGUGGAGAGCUAGCUACUGCCUUACGCAAGAGUCCGUAUUCUGUGAACAUUCUACUAGCUGGAUAUGACAAGGAAAAGGGUCCUUCCCUAUACUACAUUGACUACAUCGCAUCACUUCACAAGGUUAACACUGCUGCUUUGGGUUAUGGCUCAUAUUUUUCACUAGCCAUGAUGGACAGACACUACCACAAGAAUAUGAAUUUGGAAGAAGCCAUUGAACUCGUGGAUAAAGUCAUAAUAGAGAUCCGUUCAAGACUUGUUGUAGCUCCUCCAAACUUUCUUAUCAAAAUCGUUGAUGAAGAUGGUGCUAGAGAAUACGCAUGGCGCGAAUCUAUCAAGGACACCAAGGCUCCACCAACUCUUUGAAGGCGUAUGAUGUUCAAGACUCGUUUUUAUUCAAUGUUAUGAAAAAAUUAUGUUAUGGGAUUUGACUAAUUUGAAAUUUGUGGUUUCUUUUGUUUUGGUGGUAAUGAGUUGGAUUUUCCUUCAAAACUUUGGAUAGAUUUAUAUGCACUAUUAGUCUUUAAUCCUCCUCCCUUGCAUUGUUGA
Messenger RNA from Impatiens glandulifera, 924 nucleotides. Its product is annotated as proteasome subunit beta type-2-A-like. Gene Ontology annotation, cellular component: nucleus; cytosol; proteasome core complex, beta-subunit complex. Gene Ontology annotation, molecular function: peptidase activity. Lineage: Eukaryota; Viridiplantae; Streptophyta; Magnoliopsida; Ericales; Balsaminaceae. The record is from RefSeq and is a predicted model, not a curated record. The coding region runs from base 124 to 741 and encodes 205 amino acids. The transcript has 3 exons. Gene Ontology annotation, biological process: proteasomal protein catabolic process.